Messenger RNA from Anopheles coluzzii, 6267 nucleotides. RefSeq names its product serine/threonine-protein kinase tousled-like 1. The transcript is spliced from 8 exons. The coding region runs from base 1795 to 6264 and encodes 1489 amino acids. Gene Ontology annotation, cellular component: nucleus. Gene Ontology annotation, molecular function: ATP binding; protein serine/threonine kinase activity. Gene Ontology annotation, biological process: intracellular signal transduction; chromosome segregation; peptidyl-serine phosphorylation. NCBI's taxonomy places the organism in Eukaryota, Metazoa, Arthropoda, Insecta, Diptera, Culicidae. The record is from RefSeq and is a predicted model, not a curated record.
CUGCCGACGUGUUUCGUCUGCGGCGGGUGCGUGUACGCUGCUAACGCUCUCUCUCUCAAUUGAGCAGCGAACCGUUGCCGCCGUCUGUCCCGAACAGUGAUCGAAAGGGGAAAUUGUAGUACGCGAAACAUCAUACACAAUCCACACACACACACACACACACAGAGCUAAAUCGAAGCCGAACGAUGCAGUUCAACUGUGUGUUUGUGUGUUAAAAUGUGAUAAUGUAGGUAUUUAAUAGAACCAUAUUAGGCACAUACAAUGAGUUUUUGUGAUCGGUUUAUUUUUCAGCCAUCAUCAAAUGCGCUUCCGUCAUUUUGUUUUGACAGUUCCCAUGUCCCAACGGGCGCGCCUUAUCAACAGCUCGUUAUCGAUCUUAUCGAAAUGACAUAAAUAUACAAAUUUGUAUAUAUUCAAUUGCUUGUUCGGUGAGGUGUGAUUGCAAAUGGAAGCAGCCCUUAGUGUGAGCAAACUAGCGCCACUGACCAGUCGGCCAAAUGCCGUACCAUGCUGGUGUUGGUGUACGCGUGAAGGCGCACGCCUGCGUCUCUGCGUGCUCGCCGCUCUCUGCGUUUUACUUUCUCAUUCACACGCGUGAGCUAGACCGGGAUAGGGCACAGACGUAUACACACAUACACAGGGAAAAAAAAACAGGGGAAAUAAAAAUAUACCGCCUGCUAUAAUGAAAGAAAGAGAAACAAUAAAGGAGAGAGAGAGAGAGAGAGGGAGAGAGAAUGACGGUUGUGUGGUUCCGCACACGUUGUCAACCGGGUUCGGUGCUGUUGUGUUUGUGUGUAAAGUCAGUCUCGUCCCGAUCUCUCGGUGUGCGAAGAGAAGAGAAGCAGUUAGUCCAGUGUUGAAGUGUAGCCUGCCCGUGACGACGACGACGAAAACGACGGCUGGUCGGGCACGAAAGGGCACCGAUUUUAUACAUCCAAGCCUCACAGCUCAGCUCUUCCUGCCUUCCCCCCCACCCCCACUCCCCCACCGGUCCCCCAGCUGGGUUGGGAAGCUUGCGGCCGCUUCCUCUCGUCCGUGCCCGUGCGGCGGUGUAGUACCUCGUGUCAAAAACAAUCAAACAGACAAACAAACAAACAAAUAACUUUAAUGAAAAAAAGAAAAGAAGAAGCAGAAAGAAAUCGACAAGCAGCAGUGCGGCAGAGGAGAGGUGUUUGGACUAGUGUGCAGCUCGAGAAAAUUCACCCAGCAACCCUCUCUCGCCCUUUUGCCACCCCGCGCGUGUUAUCUCUUGUGUCUGUGUGGGGUUGUGUGAAAAUUCUUGUCUGCGCGGGCUUUACACGCUCGACAAGUACAAGUGGGUACACUACUGCAUGCUGUGUGCGUGUGUGUGUGUGUGGCUACAUGCUACGCCAAUUUGUCGCCAUUGAACAGGCCGUUUUAGGUUUUGUUUGUUGGUGGGUGCAAUAGACGCGUAUCAUGUAGGUAGCCGCAGUUGUCAAAUCAAACGAACGUCUAGUGUGGUGUCGAGCUCGAGACCACGGGAGCAACCAGUACCAAAGGGUGUGAAGGUGGUGGCGGCGGUGGGGGUACCGCAGGAAAACGAUUUUGUGCGUGUGUGUGUAUUGUGUUGGCUUUGUCGCUAUUUGACGUAGUUGUCGCGCCUCGAACCCGCGUCACGUUACCGAAACCGAGAGAGCGCGAGAAGGCAGAGGACUCUGAAUCUCGAUCAUCGUGCUCGCGUCGCUUCCACAUCGACCCGGCCAAAUCGUUUGUUACCGUUUGGUCGCGUACGAAGCGCACGGAGCAAAAGGAGGGAGCCAUGUUGUCCAUACGAUGUCGGCCGGUACGCAGCUGCAGAUGGCACCACAAACAACAAUAGUACAACAAGUUGGCCAAGUCGACCAAACUGCAUCACACCAUCACCAUACGUCGCAUCAUCUCCAGCAGCAGCAGCAGCAGCAGCAGCAACAGCAGCAACAAUCGCAUCAUCAUCAUCCGCAGCACUUUAACAGUGGCAAUCAGCAGCAGCAUCAUCAGCAGCACCAGCAAGUGGCAACGGUGCUGAGCUCGCACCAGCAGCAACAGCAGCAGACGUCGGCUGCCGCCGCGGCAGCAAUUGCCGUUGUCCUGGGCGGUGGCGGCAGCGGUAACGGCGGCGGCGGCGGUGCGGGCGGUGGUGGUGGAGCAGCAGCAGCAGCAGCAGCAGCAGCAGCGGGCAGCAAUAACGGCGGUACGGCGACGGGCAGCAGCAGUGCCAAGAGCAGUAGCGGCUCCCUGGCGGACGCGGCCCAGCCGACGACAACCACGACGACGACGACGGCCGGGGUGGCGGUAGCGACAGCCGGCGGGACGACGACGCCCGCCCUACAUCCUCCCAUCCCCGUCGGUAGCGGGCUGCAGCAGCAGCAUCACGCCCAUCACACACACCAUCACCACCACCACCAGCAGCAGCAGCAGCAGCAGCAACACCAUCAGAACAACAACAAGGAUCAGGACUCGAACAUGAGCACCGGCUCGUCCCACAGCGAUAAGGAGCAGGACGCGAUCAUGAUGAGUGCGGUGGCGGCCGGGCUGGCCAUCGGGUCGACGCCCCCCUCGGAGAAGGUGUCGCGGGCGGCGUCCGAGCGCAAGCGCAAGCGGAAGGCGCCGGACGACAAUGGCGGCCCGGGCGGAGGCGGCGUCGGGGCGGGAGCGGGAGGCGGAGGUCAUUUUCGUGAUAGUAGAGAUAAUAUAAAGGGUCUGCGGCUGACGCUGCCGCCCCUCAGUGAUAAUAAGAAGAUAAACGAUUAUUUUUCUAAACACCCGGGGCUGCCGGCCGCCGCGUCGUCCCCCCGCGUGUCCAGUAGCACUAAUAGCCCGUUAGUCGGUGGCAUCACCACCACGAUCACCGCGGUCGGCAGCGGGGGCAGUGGUAGCAGUGCCGCCUCAGCCGCCGCCGCCGCCGCCGCUGGCAACACUGCCGGCGGCAACAACAGUAGCGCGCUAGGAGCAAUAUCCAAUAAUUCGCCGCACGUGGAUCCCGGGGGUGGCGGCGGGACGACCGGCAACACCGCUGGCAGUGGUACCGGCCCUGCCCGCAAAAGCCCCAACCCGCAGUAUCCCAUGUACCCCCCUAGUCCACAGACGACGCCGCUGCUGCCGGUGGGCAGCAAUGGCAACAACAACAACAACAACAACAACGGCCACAAUGCCGGCGGCGCUGGUGCCGCGUCGGACCUGUUCACCACCGGCGGCAGCAGUCGAACGCAGCGGCAGCAGCAGCAGCAGGCGGCGGCGGCGGCGGCAGCGGCGGCUGCGGCGGCCAAUGCGGCCGUCUCGUCCGCGCCCUCCUCGCCGUCGGUGGGCAACAACCCGGCCAGUGGCAACAACGCUUCCGUACUAGUUCCUCCAUCCGUCUCGACCGCCAUGUCGGCGGCGGCGGCGGCGGCCGCGGCAGUCGAGGCGGCGAAACAGGCGGCCGCCACCUCCACACCGUCGGCGACGACGGUCCUGUCGCCCAUCAUAACGCCGCUGGUCAGCACGGCGGUGGUCAGCACGACCGGCACGGCCGGCUCGGGCGUCUCGCUGCAGCAGCAGCAGCAGCAGUACCAGUCGGGUAUCGUGCUCGUGCCCAGCAACAACAGUACCACCUCGUCGCUCAUGCACCAGAAGCCAACGGCAGCGUCGGCCGGUCAGCAGAAGCAGCAAACCGGCGGCGGACAGCAGCAGCCGGCGUCCGCCGGCUCGACGCAGCAGCGAGAUUCUCAGGCCCAAACGCAGCAGUCGGCCGGUGGGGCGACGAACAACCACCAGCUGGCGUGCAGCGCCUCCACGCCGGGGACGGGGACGACGGCGCCGAGCAACUGCAAUGCGGCGGGGGCCGCCGCCGCCGCCGACCACCACCAUCAGCGCGUGACGCUCGUGUCGUGCAACACGAGCAGCAACAGCAGCAGCAAUGGCGGGGCCGCCGUCGCCGUCGCCGCGACCGGGUCGACCACCCCCAGCGGCGGCGACCUGACGAGCAGCGGGAUCGGCAGCACCAACGUGCCGCUGACCACGACCACCGCGGCCACCUCGACGACGAGCAACAACAGCAGCAUCGGGGCCGGCGCCCAGAACAGCAAUUCCAUACUCCAGCUACCGGGCGGUGCGGUAGUCACCACCACCAAGUCAAUUGGGCAGAAGCUGCAGCAGCAUCAGGCAACCACCACCUCCUCAUCCUCCUCCACCAACACGACCGGCGGGCAGCAGAGCGACAGCAGUAGCAACAAUGGCGGCAACUUUGGCAGCAGCAAGUUCGGCCAGCAGCAGCAGCAGCAGCCGGGCGGCGCAUCCGCCUCGACCGGCACGGCCCCGACCACGCCGACCACGCUGAUGCUGACCAAGUUCGUGCAGACCGACCUGACGCAGGCGGACAUUACCGAGCGGGACCACGACUUCGAGAGCAGCCGGACGCGGGUGGACGAGCUGUCCCGGCUGUCGGACGAGCAGAAGUGCCAGCUGAGCGUGCACCAGAAGGCGAUCGAGCAGCACAAGAGCCAGAUCAGCAAGUGCGUCGAGGUGGUGAAGAAGCUGCUCAAGCAGAAGAGCAACAUCGAGAAGAAGGAGGCGCGCCAGAAGUGCAUGCAGAACCGGUUGCGGCUCGGGCAGUUUGUGACGCAGCGGGUUGGCGCCACCUUCCAGGAGAACUGGACGGACGGGUACGCGUUUCAGGAGCUGGCCAAACGCCAGGAGGAGAUCACUGCCGAGCGGGAGGAGAUCGACCGGCAGAAGAAGCUGCUGAUGAAGAAGCGGCCCACGAACAGCGAGGGCGGCCGCAAGCGCAACAACUCGUCGGCGACGGGCGGUGGUGCGGGCGGGACGGGCGGGGCCGGCGAUCGGGGCGGCACCGGGCCGGGCAGUGCGGGCGUCGGUACCGGCGCCGUCGUGGCGAUGGGCAGCGGCGGCGUGGUGGGCGCCAGCGCGGGCAGCGUCGGCAGCGGGGGCGGCGGGUCGGCGCUGCACAACGGCAACGACAGCACGUUCCUGAAGCCGGACCCGGUCGUCAGCAGCAGCAGCACGUUCACGCUGCAGGAGUACUACGAGUGCGACGAGAUACUGAAGCUGCGCCAGAGCGCGCUGAAGAAGGAGGACGCCGACCUGCAGCUCGAGAUGGAGAAGCUCGAGCGGGAGCGGAAUCUGCACAUCCGCGAGCUGAAGCGGAUACACAACGAGGAUCAGUCGCGCUUCAACAAUCACCCGGUGCUGAACGAUCGGUACCUGCUGCUGAUGCUGCUCGGCAAGGGCGGCUUCUCCGAGGUGCACAAAGCGUUCGACCUGAAGGAGCAGCGGUACGUCGCGUGCAAGGUGCACCAGCUCAACAAAGACUGGAAGGAGGACAAGAAGGCGAACUACAUCAAGCAUGCGCUCCGGGAGUACAACAUCCACAAGGCGCUCGACCAUCCGCGGGUGGUGAAGCUGUACGACGUGUUCGAGAUCGAUGCCAACUCGUUCUGCACCGUGCUGGAGUACUGCGAUGGGCACGAUCUGGACUUUUACCUGAAGCAGCACAAAACCAUCCCGGAAAAGGAGGCACGGUCAAUCAUAAUGCAGGUCGUGUCGGCGCUCAAGUAUCUGAACGAGAUCAAGCCGCCGAUCAUCCAUUACGACCUGAAGCCGGGCAACAUCCUGCUCACCGAGGGCAACGUGUGCGGUGAGAUCAAAAUUACCGACUUCGGUCUGUCGAAGGUGAUGGACGAAGAGAACUAUAACCCGGACCAUGGUAUGGACCUUACGUCACAAGGUGCUGGAACUUAUUGGUAUCUGCCGCCGGAGUGCUUCGUGGUCGGCAAGAAUCCGCCGAAAAUCUCGUCCAAGGUGGACGUGUGGAGCGUGGGCGUCAUCUUUUACCAGUGUCUGUACGGCAAGAAGCCGUUCGGGCACAACCAGUCACAGGCGACGAUCCUGGAGGAGAACACGAUCCUCAAGGCGACCGAGGUGCAGUUCGCCAACAAGCCAACCGUGUCGAACGAGGCAAAGAGCUUUAUACGGGGGUGUCUCGCGUACCGGAAGGAGGACCGGAUGGACGUGUUCGCGCUGGCCAAGCACGAGUAUCUGCAGCCGCCCGUGUCGAAGCACAACCGGUCGUCCAAUGCGCAGAAUGCGCACGCCGGCGGCCAAAACAGCAGCAGCACCGGUACCGGUGCCGGCGGGGGUGGCGGCGGCGGCGGCGGCGGUGGCGGUGGAUCGGGCGGAUCGGGCGGGGCCGGCGGCAAUCAGAUCGGCCAGCAGACGUCCUUUUCCACCGGCAUGUUCGGCAACAUGAACCAGUCCAGCUCGUCUUAGCUA